AUGACCGAGUUGUUCCCGAGUCUUGACGAGGUCGAGCAGAUCAUAGGUUACGAUUUUAAAGAUAAAAGUUUGUUGCGACGAGCCUUUACUCAUAGCUCGUACAGAGACAAGAGCUAUGAGCGACUCGAGUAUCUGGGCGAUUCAGUGCUGAAUCUUUUGAUAGCCAGUAGAGACUAUUUUGGAAAUCCGGAUCUGCCACCAGGGAGGCUGACCCGGCUCCGAGCCGCCAAUGUUGAUACCGAGAAACUUGCACGUGUGGCUGUCAAGCAUGAUUUGUAUAAGUAUCUGCGGCACAAGAAACCCCUACUUGAUGGACAAAUCCUGCGCUAUGACUGGGGUGGCGCCGCACUAGCUACACUUUACGGCUACAUGAGCUCAGCAUCCCGUGGCAGUGGACAGUUGCUCGGGGGUUAUUGGCGCACUUGGGAGUUAUGGGUCUACGCCUACUUUCCGAGACUCGCCCCCGUGCCAGAUACGGAGACCCCUCUCGUCGUUCCAUUUUCGCGCCAUUUCGACGGGAGUUUAUUUGAUAAUCUUUUACUCAUGGAUCCUCCAAGUGCUGAAUCAUCUUCUAUUGACCCCUCUACCCAACCUAUUGCUCGCCCUCCUAGACCACCCUUGGCCAAAAGUAGUAGUGGUGGGAGAACACAAUCAAAGACUUGGGAUCAUUUUAAAAAGAUUAAGGGUAUUGAUGGGAAAAAUAGGUCUAUGUGUAAGUAUUGUAAGAAAGAAUAUAUGGCUGGCUCUAAGAGUCAUGGAACAAGUAAUUUAUUGACUCAUUUGAAAAUUUGUACAAAGUACCCAUAUAGGGAUACUCAAGGGCAGCAAACAUUAGGAUUUAAACCAAGACAAGUUAAUGGGGAGGGUGGUGUUGAUGUUGUGGCUACAUCAUUUUCUGUAGAAGUUGGUAGGAGGUAUCUUGUCGAGAUGAUAGUAAUUGAUGAAUUGCCUUUUAAAUUGGUGGAUGGGGUUGGUUUUAAAAAGUUUUGUAAUGUCAUGCAACCCAAGUUCAAGAUUUCAUCUCGACAUACCGUAGCUAGGGACAUUCUAGACAUAUACACUAAGGAAAAAGAGAGGUUAAAGAAACUUGUGAAAGGGCGUAGGAUUUGCUUUACCACAGACACAUGGACUUCCAUACAAAAUUUGUGUUACAUGUGUCUAACAGCACAUUUCAUUGGUGAUGAUUGGAAGUUACAAAAGAGGAUCAUUAAUUUUUGUCAAGUUGAAGACCACAAAGGAGAAACUCUUGGGAAAAAAAUUGAGGCACUCUUAAAAGAGUGGGACAUUGAUAGGCUUUUUACCUUAACUGUUGACAAUGCGAGUUCUAAUAAUCUAACCAUUAGAUUCUUGAAACGAACUACAAAACUGUGGAAGGGAACUAUUUUGGGUCAUGAGUUUUUACAUAUGCGUUGUUGUGCGCAUAUUCUGAAUCUCAUUGUUAGUGAUGGAUUGAAGGAUCUUGAGUCUUGUAUAGCGAAUGUGAGGCAUGCAGUGAGCUAUGUGAGGUCUUCUCCAAACCGUCUUGACACUUUUAAAAAGUAUGUGGAAAGUUUGAAAAUUGAGAGUAAGAGUCUCUUGUGCUUAGAUGUGUCAACACGGUGGAAUUCCACAUAUCUUAUGUUGGAGGCGGCGGAAAAAUUUGAGAGUGCAUUUCAAAGAAUGGGUGAGGGGGACUACAAUUAUAAACAUUAUUUUUUGGAUAAUGAAGGGGGUGAGAGGAGAGAGAUGCCUACAGCCAAGGAUUGGGAUAAUUGCAGGGUGUUUUUGAAAUUUCUUAAAAUGUUCUACAAUGCAACAAAGAGAUUUUCUAGGUCUUUAUUUGUUACUUCAAAUACAUUCUACACGGAAAUUUUUGUCAUUGAAAACAUGAUUGGACAAUUAAUCAAAGACAACGAUCCUAUUUUGUCUUCAAUGGCAAAGAAAAUGAAAGAGAAGUUUGACAAGUAUUGGGGAAAUGGGGAUAAAAUCAAUCUCCUUUUGUAUGUUGUGAUUGUGCUUGAUCCUAGAAGGAAAAUGACAUACUUGCAAUUUUGUUUUUCAACAAUUUUUGGUGGGGAUGUGGUGAAAGUCAAAGAAAUGUUAGACAAGGUGAAACAUUGUUUGACUCAAUUGUAUGAUCAUUAUGCCACACUUGAUUCAACAAAUGUCUAUGUCUCCAAUGUAAAUGAAACAAUAGAUAUGGUGAUAGACGAAAAUGAUCCAUAUUCUAUUGUGAACUCUCAAUUUAACUCAUUCUUGGAGGGGCAAUUUUGUAGUAGUGGGAGCAUAUCGGAAUUGGACAAGUAUUUGGGUGAUAUUGAGAAAUGUGGGAAAAAUGCUCAAUUUGAUAUCUUGGAGUGGUGGAAGGUUAAUGCAACAAAGUAUAGAGUAUUAUCACUUAUAGCAAGAGAUGUGUUGGCAAUGUCUAUCUCCAUUGUUGCUUCUGAGUCGGCUUUUAGUACAGGAGGUCGCAUACUUGAUCCAUUCCGUAGUUUACUUGCUCCCAAGAUGGUGGAGGUUCUUGUUUGUACACAAAAUUGGCUUCGAAGAAACAUUCCAAUAUGCCUUCGACAAGCAAUGGAUAAUGUUGAAGAAUUUGAACAACAAUAUGAUUCGGUUGUUUCGGAAUCAAGUUCAUGUUCAAGUCCAAGUCUUGAGAGUAGUUAUAUUGAAGUUUAA
This is a messenger RNA of Camellia sinensis, 2658 nucleotides long. NCBI's taxonomy places the organism in Eukaryota, Viridiplantae, Streptophyta, Magnoliopsida, Ericales, Theaceae. The record is from RefSeq and is a predicted model, not a curated record.